AGGUCGUAUUUUACCGUACCUACCCACAGAGGAAAACGUGCUGCCCAACCAGUGUCCCAAGUGCAAGAGGGUGUACAAAUGCAGGAUCAGCUACUUGGCACAUCUGAGGCACGGUUGCGGCGAUGCGGACAUGCGGUUCACCUGUCCUUCCUGUCCGUACAAGGCAAGGCAGAAGGUCCAGCUCAAGAAACACCUCGCCUUCAAACACAACGGCAACCCCGCUAAUAUAAUAUUCUUACGAGCAGGCUUUUCCCCUGGAUUUCCUUGUUCAGAUUGCGGCCGAGUUUACAAAUACAAACACAACAUGGUCUACCACAGGAAGCACAGUUGCGGCCAACCGGACCGCCUUUCCUGCAUGCACUGCGACUACAAAGGAUCGGCCGUCUCGCACCUCCGUUUCCACCUUUAUUCCAAGCACGCCGACAUCAUCGCCAUGAGGAUAAAAGGGAAAAUAAGCUUAUGAGCUUAUUUUCCCGUACGUUUUCUAUAAAAAAAAAAAAUUAAUUCAGGUCUGUUUUGGAACUUUCCACAAGACCACUCCUGGGGAUGAGAUCGAUAUGCAACGAAAACGGUUUUCUACAGCUACAAAUUGAUAACAGCCUUAUAUUUCAGCCGACUGAGAAAUAAAACUUGUAACAAAAAUUUGUCUUGUUUAAUAAAAUAAUAAGAUAUUUUUUAAUUAUCUUUUUUCCUUUUAUUUUUUUGAAAUAUGUGCCUCUAUGUAUAUGUUAACAUGAAAUAACCUUUUUUACUCGAUUGAUUUGUUUUUAAAAAAUCUAAAAAUUUCAAUUGUUGGCCUGAAACAAGCUUUAAUUACUACAGGAUUUAUUCCUAUCUGCUAAAAAAAAAUCUUUAUAUUUUGUAAUAUAUUGGAUUAAAACCUCUGACAAAAAAAUAUAUAUUCGGAAAUUUCUUUUACUCCAAAACCUAGAUUCCAGCAGAUGAAUAAGGGGAUUUUUUCUUAGGAGUUAAUUUCAGGGAUCCGUCUGUUCUCGCUGUGAUCUACAUUGAACAGUUGAUGGGAUUUUUUCAAAAGGCUAAAAGUUAUAAGUACACAAAUGUGAUAUUUAUUCUUUGAUUUGGCAGAGAUUUGAUCAAACGUUAUCAACUCUGGUGAAUUUGUCACUUGAGUCAAAUAGAUAUGGAGGAGAGCUUUUUGAAUUUACAGCGCUUUUUUUAAGUA
Messenger RNA from Cimex lectularius (bed bug), 1183 nucleotides. Its product is annotated as RE1-silencing transcription factor B-like. The transcript has 4 exons. NCBI's taxonomy places the organism in Eukaryota, Metazoa, Arthropoda, Insecta, Hemiptera, Cimicidae. The record is from RefSeq and is a predicted model, not a curated record. Bases 131 to 463 code for a protein of 110 amino acids.